This is a messenger RNA of Carassius gibelio (silver crucian carp), 2872 nucleotides long. RefSeq lists its product as uncharacterized. Bases 373 to 885 code for a protein of 170 amino acids. The record is from RefSeq and is a predicted model, not a curated record. The transcript has 5 exons. Lineage: Eukaryota; Metazoa; Chordata; Actinopteri; Cypriniformes; Cyprinidae.
GUUUGCUCAUGGAAAAAACACACAACCCUCAAGAUUUCCCGGAAGCCCUUUGAGGCUCUCAAGUAUUAGUAUUUAUUAACAGAGCGAGGAGCCACACUCGGCCUAAAGGCAGCCAGAGAAACCGAGUUGGUCGAAAAAUUACACCCAAGUGUCGGUGUUUGUAUUUUAUCAAGGUAACGUUAAACAUAUAAACAUAUUUUGUAGCCCGUUAGCAAAGCGACUUCCUCUUGUGUCUAUGAGGAGCAGAUGCCACUUAAAGCGGAUUAUAACGCCACUUAAAACGCGUUAACAAGAUCUUGCCAAACUCUGUUAUUGGUUCUUCUUUCAGUUUGACAGCUUGGAAGCUGAUUAUGGUAAUUGAUACCAACUAGCAUGGAGCUGUACUGGUACAUAGUCGUCAUAAUAUUUAUUAUGAUUAAGAUCUUCUUCUACAUCUGCUGGUAUCGCUCAAGGCAAAGGCAGCUGGCUGCAUACCUCAGCAAUCCCCGAAACGCUCAGAUCGUCAUUGUUGGAGGACGAGCGUACCUUCACCAGGUCUGCGAGAGACAAAAUACAUCAAUCUGGCCUAGUUGGUAUGGAGUUCAGGACGACGGCUCGGUGGGUGAACCCUCCGCCUCUCUUCCGCCAUCAUCCUCGCUUUCUCAUCUGGACAUGCCUCCUCCAUAUGAGGCCGUGUCUGGAGCAAAUGACCUGAAGCCUCCACCGUACAGUGAGUACGCUCAAAACGACGAUACCGACGCAUCCCUGAGCAUCACCAUCCCAGACGGCAACGAUUCCUGUGGAUUCAGUGAUGCCCCGCCCCCUUACACGGCCAGCAUCACCUCUCCAGCCAAUCAGCAAGUAGAUAGCCUCAGUCAAUCACAGCCAGAGGGAAGCUCAAGUUAGACUUCUCAUUAUAGAAACACAACAAGGGCUGAGCAACAGCUUAAGCCCCUCUAGGUCUUGUUUUUCCAUCUGGACUUAUUUUCUUCUUAAGUAAAUUACACAAAGAAAAAAGAUUUCACAUUGGAGGUGGAUCUUGCUCAUUCUUUUGACGUGAGAGAAUUUGGAUAGUGCACAAUGUGCAGUAUAAAGAAUGAGUCUGGCCUGAUGCCAUCUCCUGGCAGAGUCGAGCACUGCUCUGCCCACGCUGCUGUACCGGUGCUUUCAGUUCACCCAUGCCUUAUGCUCACUUCCUCCAGCAACACCACAGCCAUGCAUAGCCAUGCAGCAGACGCAGCCAUUGAAUAUUUUAAAUAGUCACUUUCACCAUCAUUUCUUUGCAGUAGUGUUGAAGACUAAUGCCAUGAACACGUGUUGCUGCUUGAGGAACUGUAAAUAGGCUAGUGGGUUGAUUGGUGCCAAGCGGAAAGCACGUUUCUCUUAGACAAUGUUGUCCACACAUUUCUUGCUUUUUUAGUUUUCUGUAUCAGUUAAAAGGAUAGUUCAUAUAAAAAUGAAAGAAAAUGUUCAGCCAAAAAUCGAAAACUUACUAAAAAUGUACUCACCCUCAGGCCAUCCGAGAUGUAGAUGAGUUUGUUUCUUCAUCAGAACAGAUUUGGAGGAAUUUAGCAUUACAUUACUUGCUCACCAAUGGAUCCUCUGUAGUGAAUGGGUGCCGUCAGAAUGAGUGCAAACAGCUGAUAAAAACACCAUUUUUCAACUCCAGUCAAUCAAUGUCUUGUAAAUUGAAGAGCUGCAUGAAGUUGAAAAUCCAUCAAGAAGUUUUUAACCUCAAACCAUUGCGCCCAACGGAAAUACAAGUCCUCUGUCCAUAAUAUUGUUUUCUCUGGUGAAAAGUGAAUCAGGAGAGAAAUAUGCACAGAUCAAGCGGCAUUUACAUGCAAAAGCAGUUCUAAAUAAAUACUGUGUUUUUAUCAGCUGUUCAGACUUUAAUUCUGACGGCACCCAUUCACUGCAGAGGAUCCAUUGGUGGGCAGGUGAUAUAAUGCUACAUUUCUCUAAAUCUGUUCUGAUGGAGAAACAAACUGCACAUCUUGGAUGUCCUGAGGGUUAAUAAAUAUUCCGAAAAUGUUUGUUUUUGUAAUGUAAUGUUCUGUCAUCAUUUACUCAACCUCAUGUCAUUUUCUUCCACGGAAGCGGUAAUGUUUGUUAACCAAUAUUCUUCAAAAUAUAAUAUAUUUUUUAUGUUACAGAGCAGGAUUGACACGAGGGUGUGUAAAUGACAGAAUUUGGAUUCUUGGCUGAAGUGUCUCUUUAAAGUAUAGAGGUCUAGCCUCAGGUGUAUUUAUAAACUCAGUUUAUAUGUGAUGACAAUUAAAAAAAGAAAAACAUUUGCCCUGAAGCACUUUUAAUGUGUUGUAAUUGCCUUAAUUCCGUCUGUUGGCAAGUGUCCAAUAUUCCCGAAUCAGCCAGAGCCUGUGUGGAUCGUGUAGCUAAUGGUUAAGACUCGUGUAAAUGUGUGCAGUCCUACUCUGUGUUGUAUCGCUUAUCAGGUUAACUGUAAUACACUGAUGCAUUUGAGAUCACGAUGACCUUAUUAACAACUUCUGCUAACCGAAAUGGACCUUUUCAUGUAUGUGUGUAAGGCAUAUGUUAAGUGUAUGAUGGAUUCAAACCCGUGAAAAAGCACAUAAAGUCAUCUCUGUGCAACUGUCGAUAUAUCAGGUUCACAUAACGGGAUCACUUUUUUGUAUAAAAAAAAAAAAAAAAAAAAGUCCUCAUGAAAGGAUGUGAUCCAGUGUGCUUUUAGAAUGUGUGUGCGUGUGUGUAGUUCUGUUCCCUCCCCCCGACCGCCCCGGUCCUUCACUAUAUCAUUUCAUUUAAUCAUGCAACAUGUAUUCUCAUUUAAACUUAGUACUGUAUAUGCUAUUUUUGUAUUUAUGGAAAAACCCUUUGAAUCUCUUUCAAAAAUAAAGAUCGGUGAAAUGUG